Cimex lectularius (bed bug) is the source of this 7237-nucleotide messenger RNA. RefSeq names its product clathrin heavy chain (gene Chc). Gene Ontology annotation, molecular function: structural molecule activity; clathrin light chain binding. Lineage: Eukaryota; Metazoa; Arthropoda; Insecta; Hemiptera; Cimicidae. The record is from RefSeq and is a predicted model, not a curated record. Bases 329 to 5344 code for a protein of 1671 amino acids. Gene Ontology annotation, cellular component: clathrin coat of coated pit; clathrin coat of trans-Golgi network vesicle; cell cortex. Gene Ontology annotation, biological process: receptor-mediated endocytosis; intracellular protein transport. The transcript has 29 exons.
CAAUUCGUCCGUCGUCGUCAAAAACCCGUCGGAACGGUGAAAAGUGGAAGUUUUUCCGUCGACCUUUUUCCGGGAUUUGUCGUCUUUGUGGCCCCGACGGAAAAACGGCCCCUGUUCCGUUGGUUAAAAGGCUUUUCCGGCCGUCAGACCGCGGAUGAAUACACUCGGCAGAUUCCGGCUGUGUGUCUGUGUUGGCCAUGUUGUUACUUUCUCGUAGAUAAUGGCAGCCUCGACACGGUCUCUCUAGACGGCCGUUUUAUCAUCCGUUCUCUCUCGUCGACCGUCAGUUCAUCAUUUUCAGUCCCACCUGGGCAAAACAACGUUGGAAAUGGCGCAAAUACUCCCGAUACGCUUUCAGGAGCACCUCACGCUUACGAGCGUGGGGAUAAAUCAAGCUAGUGUUAGUUUCAGCUCCUUGACUAUGGAAUCGGACAAAUUCAUUUGUGUAAGAGAAAAAGUGGGGGAUUCUUCGCAGGUUGUUAUUAUCGAUUUAAAUGAUACAGCAAACCCUAUAAGACGCCCAAUAUCUGCCGAUUCUGCAAUAAUGAAUCCAGCCAGUAAAGUUAUAGCUUUAAAAGCCCAGAAAACAUUGCAAAUCUUUAACAUUGAAAUGAAAAGUAAAAUGAAAGCUCACACAAUGAUUGAUGAUGUUGUAUUUUGGAAAUGGAUUUCAUUAAAUACAUUAGCGUUGGUGACAGAAUUAUCAGUAUACCACUGGAGUAUGGAAGGAGAGUCUCAGCCAGUCAAAAUGUUCGACCGACAUUCCAGCUUGACAUCAUGCCAAAUAAUAAAUUAUAGAACAGAUUCUAAGCAAACAUGGUUACUCCUUAUUGGGAUAUCAGCACAACAAAAUCGUGUUGCUGGAGCUAUGCAACUUUACUCUGUUGAAAGAAAGUGUUCUCAGCCAAUCGAAGGUCAUGCUGCUUCGUUUGCGCAGUUCAAAAUGGAGGGUAAUGCAGAAAUGUCUACCUUAUUCUGCUUUGCUGUCCGUUCAACUCAAGGAGCAAAGUUGCAUAUCAUUGAAGUGGGCCAGCCUCCAACUGGUAAUCAGCCAUUUUCAAAGAAAGCAGUUGAUGUUUUCUUUCCAGGAGAAGCAGCCAAUGAUUUCCCAGUAGCGAUGCAAGUUAGUGCAAAAUAUGAUGUAAUAUAUUUAAUCACAAAGUAUGGGUACAUUCAUCUUUAUGAUCUGGAAACUGCCACUUGUAUUUAUAUGAACAGAAUCAGUGGUGACACAAUUUUUGUAACUGCACCACAUGAAGCAACUGGGGGUAUUAUAGGUGUCAACAGGAAAGGGCAGGUGUUGUCUGUGAGCGUUGAAGAAGAUCAGAUCAUUCCUUACAUUAAUAACGUUCUACAUAACCCCGAGUUAGCUCUAAGAAUGGCCGUAAGGAAUAAUUUAGCCGGUGCAGAAGACCUAUUUGUUAGAAAAUUCAAUACGCUUUUCCAGAACGGACAAUACGCAGAAGCAGCAAAGGUUGCUGCAAAUGCUGCCAAAGGUAUCUUGCGAACUCCACAAACCAUUCAACAAUUUCAACAGGUGCCUAAUCCCCAAGGGUCAACUUCGCCGCUUUUACAAUAUUUCGGAAUUUUGUUGGACCAGGGGAAAUUGAACAAAUAUGAGUCAUUAGAAUUGUGCCGGCCUGUCCUUCAACAAGGGAGGAAGCAGUUGCUUGAAAAAUGGUUGAAAGAAGAUAAAUUGGAAUGUUCAGAAGAGUUAGGGGAUCUUGUUAAAAAUGCUGACCCUACUCUUGCGUUAUCCGUUUACUUACGAGCUAAUGUACCGAACAAGGUCAUUCAGUGUUUCGCCGAGACUGGACAGUUUCCAAAAAUAAUAUUGUAUGCGAAAAAAGUCGGAUACACCCCUGAUUACAUAUUUUUGCUCCGAAACGUGAUGAGAGUGAACCCAGAUCAAGGUGUCGCUUUUGCUCAAGUGCUAGUACAAGAUGAAGAACCAUUGGCAGAUAUUAAUCAGAUUGUAGAUAUUCUGAUGGAACAGAACAUGGUACCCCAAUGCACUGCUUUUCUUCUCGAGGCCUUGAAAAACAACCGUCCUUCUGAAGGACCUCUUCAAACGAGACUUUUGGAAAUGAAUCUCAUUGCUGCCCCACAAGUAGCUGACGCCAUUUUGAGUAAUCAAAUGUUCACUCAUUACGAUCGUGCGCACAUUGCACAGCUGUGUGAAAAAGCUGGUUUGCUCCAGAGAGCUUUGGAACAUUACACCGAUUUAUAUGACAUCAAAAGGGCAGUGGUUCAUACACAUUUAUUGAGUGUUGAAUGGCUAGUCGGUUAUUUUGGUACACUUUCUGUGGAAGAUUCUCUCGAGUGUUUGAAAGCUAUGCUUACUGCAAACAUCAGGCAAAAUCUCCAGAUUUGUGUACAGAUAGCCACUAAAUACCAUGAACAACUAACAACUAAAGCACUUAUCGAUUUAUUCGAAUCAUUCAAGAGUUAUGAAGGCCUAUUCUAUUUCCUUGGCUCGAUUGUAAAUUUUAGCCAAGAUCAGGAAGUCCAUUUCAAAUAUAUUCAGGCUGCUUGUAAAACGGGUCAGAUCAAGGAAGUCGAACGGAUCUGCAGAGAAUCUAAUUGCUACAAUCCAGAACGAGUGAAAAAUUUCUUGAAAGAAGCCAAACUGACAGAUCAAUUGCCACUCAUCAUUGUAUGCGACAGAUUUGAUUUCGUACACGACUUGGUGUUGUAUUUGUACAGAAAUAACUUGCAGAAGUACAUUGAGAUCUAUGUGCAAAAGGUUAAUCCAUCUAGACUCCCAGUUGUGAUUGGAGGUCUGUUAGAUGUUGACUGCUCUGAAGAUAUCAUUAAAAACUUGAUGAUGGUUGUAAGAGGGCAGUUUUCCACUGAAGAGUUAGUGGCAGAGGUGGAAAAACGUAACAGAUUAAAGCUUUUACUGCCUUGGCUCGAGACCAGAGUUCACGAAGCUUGCAUCGAACCUGCUACACACAAUGCCUUGGCCAAAAUUUAUAUCGAUAGCAAUAAUAACCCAGAAAGAUUUUUGAAAGAUAAUCAAUAUUAUGACAGCAAAGUUGUUGGAAAGUACUGCGAGAAGAGGGAUCCCCAUUUAGCGUGCGUGGCCUACGAACGUGGACAGUGCGAUCGGGAGCUUAUUAACGUCUGCAAUGAAAAUUCAUUAUUCAAAUCUGAAGCAAGAUACCUUGUAAGAAGGAGAGAUCCGGAAUUAUGGGCUGAAGUUUUACAUGAAAACAAUCCAUAUAAACGACCUCUUAUAGAUCAGGUUGUACAAACAGCUCUGUCUGAGACCCAAGAUCCUGAAGACAUUUCUGUCACUGUAAAAGCUUUCAUGACAGCGGAUCUGCCUAAUGAAUUGAUCGAAUUACUUGAAAAGAUAGUGCUAGACAAUUCAGUCUUCAGUGACCACAGGAAUUUGCAAAAUUUGCUCAUAUUGACAGCAAUUAAAGCGGACAGAUCAAGAGUAAUGGAAUAUAUAAACAGAUUGGAUAAUUAUGAUGCUCCAGAUAUUGCGAAUAUUGCUAUCAACAAUCAGCUCUAUGAAGAAGCUUUUGCUAUUUUUAAGAAGUUCGAUGUGAACACCUCUGCUAUCCAAGUGUUGAUUGAAAAUGUCAACAAUCUGGACAGAGCUUACGAAUUUGCCGAACGCUGUAACGAACCUGCUGUUUGGAGUCAGCUGGCAAAGGCCCAACUGCAGCACGGUCUUGUAAAAGAAGCUAUCGAUUCUUUUAUAAAGGCCGACGAUCCAUCUGCAUAUAUCGAUGUCGUCGAAACUGCUCAUAAAACAGAAAGCUGGGAAGAUUUAGUAAGAUAUUUGCAAAUGGCAAGGAAAAAGGCCAGGGAAUCUUAUAUCGAAAGCGAGCUCAUCUAUGCUUAUGCUCGCACCAACAGACUUGCAGAUUUAGAGGAAUUCAUUUCUGGCCCUAAUCAUGCCGACAUCCAAAAGAUUGGGGACCGUUGUUUUGAUGAUAAAAUGUACGAACCUGCGAAACUUUUAUAUAAUAAUGUUUCCAAUUUCGCUCGACUGGCAAUCACUCUUGUACAUUUAAAAGAAUUUCAAGGUGCAGUCGAUAGCGCUAGGAAAGCAAACAGUACGCACACAUGGAAGGAAGUGUGUUUCGCUUGCGUCGACAGCGAAGAAUUCAGAUUAGCCCAGAUGUGUGGUCUGCACAUAGUAGUCCACGCUGAUGAACUAGAGGAUUUAAUCAAUUAUUAUCAGGAUAGAGGCUAUUUUGAGGAACUUAUCAACCUCCUAGAAGCGGCUUUAGGAUUAGAGCGUGCACAUAUGGGCAUGUUCACAGAAUUAGCUAUAUUGUAUUCAAAAUACAAACCAGCAAAAAUGCGUGAACAUUUAGAAUUAUUUUGGUCACGUGUCAAUAUUCCUAAGGUAUUGCGCGCUGCAGAACAAGCUCACUUAUGGGCUGAACUUGUUUUUCUGUAUGACAAAUACGAAGAAUACGAUAAUGCUGUCUCAGCCAUGAUGAACCAUCCAACUGAAGCAUGGAGGGAGAGCCAUUUUAAGGAUGUUAUCACAAAGGUGGCAAACAUUGAACUAUACUACAAGGCAAUUCAAUUUUAUCUCGAUUACAAACCAUUGCUGUUAAAUGAUAUGCUACUUGUACUUGCACCAAGGAUGGAUCAUACCCGUGCUGUUAAUUUCUUUAGCAAGGUGAAUCACCUACAACUUGUGAAACCCUACCUUAGAUCUGUUCAGUCUUUGAACAAUAAAGCUAUUAAUGAAGCGUUGAACAAUUUGCUAAUCGAAGAAGAAGAUUUCCAGGGCGUGAGAACAUCGAUAGAUGCUUUUGACAACUUUGAUAAUAUCGUGUUGGCGCAAAAAUUAGAAAAGCAUGAACUAAUAGAAUUUAGGAGAAUUGCGGCCUAUCUGUACAAAGGGAACAAUAGAUGGAAACAAAGCGUCCAGCUUUGCAAAAAGGAUAGGCUAUUUAAAGAUGCUAUGGAGUAUGCUGCAGAAUCUAAGAAUUCAGAAGUCGCUGAAGAACUGUUAGCGUGGUUUCUAGAGAAGGGGAAUCAUGAUUGCUUUGCAGCUUGCCUAUUCCAGUGUUACGAUCUCCUUCAUCCUGAUGUUAUAUUGGAACUAGCCUGGAGACAUAAUAUUAUGGAUUUUGCAAUGCCUUACAUAAUCCAAGUUACACGUGAAUAUAUUUCAAAGGUUGAUCAAUUGGAAGAAUCAGAAACUAGAAGGCUAGAAGAAAGAGCAGAACAAGACCACAAGCCAAUGAUGAUGCCUGAACCGCAGCUAAUGUUAACUGCUGGUCCUGGUAUGAUGGCGCCUGGAUUUUCAUCAGCCUAUCCAAACACAUAUGCACCAGGAAUGCCGUACCAAGGAUAUGGAAUGUAAGACAACUAACUAUUAGUGAAGCAGGGCUAUGAUUAAAUAUAAUUUCAUGGACUAUGGUCUUAUUGUCGUUUUAUAUUUUAUCAUUUAUUUUUUUAUCUCACAUGUCUUAUUCAACCAUUAUUUGUUAUUUGUUCUAAAAUUCUAUUUAACCCAAAUUUUCUUUGUCAUCCUCAUUUAGAUAAUAAUGUGCAAUGCUAUGAGUGUUAUAUCUCUCUUUUAAGGGGAUGCUAGUGUCGGUCUGUGAAAGGUAGCUCUACAAAUUUUAGAUAAAAUAAUCGAUCAUAAAUAAAUUAGCUAUUUAAAUAUAUAAUUAUAUAUAUUGUAAAACAUAAUAUAUCAAUUAUAUUGUACCAAAUGAGUUAGAGUUGAAACUCUUGUUUGAAUUUCAAGCUAAGGUCUGACCAAAGCUAUCUGCAUAAUUGUUUAAAAUAAUCAGUAAUUCAAAACGUUUCUUGUACCGUUGCUAAUCGGAUUAUCGAUUAGGCCGUUAUUUCUUGUCUACGUCUGAAGAUUGUGUGAAUAGGCUCACAAGGCUUAGAGCGAAUAGCAGUUUGAACUAGUUGUUAGAUAUAAACAUUUAUUGUUUGCAUUUGUCCAUUAAAAAAAAAAAAAAAAAAAAAUUGAAGAAAAAUCCUUAGUCCAUGGCCUCUUGAAUGAUACGAUUCUCGGACACCUGUGAGAAUCAUGAUGUUGCCUUCAUUAAAUGUGCUUUGAUAACUAGACAAUUCCAUUGCUAUGUUGUAAAACUGAUUAUUUAUGUUAUAGUUCUUCAUAUUGUUAUAUUUAUUAUGAAUUAGUCAUAAUGAAAAAAUAAAUAAAUAUUAAAAAAUGGAAGGGUGGUAAAAAAUUAAAUCAUCCCACUGACUGUUGAUAAAUAAAUUGUGAAUGAUGAAACAAUUAUCUAUUUUUUAUAGUAUUUUAUUUUCUUGUUAAGUUAUAGUUUAGCUAUAAAAUUAAGCAUUCCAUUUUUCCAUUUGUACACUUCAAACACUUAUACAGAAGCAAAGAGAAGGAUGACACCUUACACACAUAUGUUAUAUAUAAUUGAAAUUUAAAAUAGAUAAAUGUUAUAAUUAAUAUAUGUAUGUAAAAGAAAGAAAAUUGUAAUUAAUUGAGAAUGCUAUUGAUAUGUAUUGUUAAUUUAUAUUUGUUUAGUAUGGCUUAAAGCUAAUACAUUGACAUUACAAUAUAUUUAAAAAAACAAAAACAGUAUUUAAUUCUUGGUUUUAUACCGAGCAUAUUUCCGUCAUACUGUGGGAAGAUAUAUAUUUAAAAUAUAAUAAAGUAAAAAUUUACAACAGUUUUGGCAGCCCGGGGGUUCAACAAUAUGAUCAAAGGUAAUUUAUUAUUUAUAAACUAAGUUUUGCUCUUUCAGUUUUGAUUUUGUUAAAUGUUUGUUUAGUUAUAUGUAUUAUUUAUUAUAUUUACAAAUAAAAAUGAUUGGUGCAGUCAAAUGGGUUAUAAGCAUUUAAAAAAAAAUCAUUUAAAAAAAUGCUGCCCUCGUUAACUCAAAUGGUCGAUUAACUGUUGUAUGCUAAGGGGUGUUUAUUUGCUCAAAACACUUAUCGACGAUUGUAAUACUCAAACUUGUUAUUUACAGUGUAUUUGGUUCUGACUUAAAUUUAACUAAAUGCUCAUCCUUUUUUUUAUAUCAAUCAGAGCCUAAAUAUUGCAAUAUUUGUCUUUUACACUUCUGCCAUGGCUUUAUUUUUGUUCUUCUUAUAUUUUCUUUUUACUUUAAUUGAUAACCGCUUUGUUUAUAUCAGAUUUAUAAGCAGGAUUUAAACAAAUGGCCCUUGGUAUUCACUUACACAUUAAAUUUGGCUAGUUAAGGAAAUAUAUAUAAAAUAAAAGUCAGUAUUGUAAACAUAAAUAAAACUUCCUAAAUGUGCA